GCUUACGGAAUUACAGAACGGAAAAGUUGGAGCUAAAGAAAAUGAGUGGAAUAGUGAAGAUAUUAGGGGUAUGCCUUUGCGCUGGGGGAGCGGCGACUAUUGCAUUGUACACUGGACCAACUUUUAAGCUACUGCUACAUCACCACCUCUUCAACUUGCCCGGCCACGCUGUAUCUCGGGCUGCUUCUUCUUCCGGCAAGAAAUGGAUUAUGGGUGUCAUUUUGACCUUCUUAUCUUCCGUUACCGGGAGUUUAUGGAUCGUCAUACAGAGUGGAAUUCUGAGACGAUACCCUUCCAAGCUUUUGAGCACAACUAUUCAGAUUACCAUGAGCUCCGUUCAAGCAUUUGUUGUUGCUGUUAUUUUUGAGAGAGAUUUUGAUCAAUGGAAGCUUGGCUGGAAUUUCCGACUCCUAGCUGUUGCUUAUUGUGGAAUUGUUGUGACAGGGCUUGUAGUUUACAUGCAAACUUGGGUUGUGCAGAAGAAAGGUCCUCUCUUCUUGUCAAUCUCUACACCUCUAUCUUUGAUCCUCACCAUGGCUUUUUCUAUAUUCUUCUUCGGAUCCAUUGUUAGUUUGGGAAGUAUUCUGGGAGCGGUGUUCUUGAUCGGAGGCUUGUACUGUGUAUUGUGGGGAAAGAACAAGGAGCAAAAAAUGGUAGAAAACAGCACUGGUAAUCCAACGGUUGAGAGUGAGAAGGGGUCAAUCGCCGGAUCAUCAGGACAACUCUUCGGCACCGUAGCCUUGGUUCCCAUGGCCUUCUUUUUGGAAAGGAAAACUGCACCACACUUAACGUUCAAGACUUUCUGGAUGCUUUUUGCGGUCUCUUUUUUUGGGUGA
Molecule: messenger RNA, 836 nt
Organism: Ipomoea nil (Japanese morning glory)
Lineage: Eukaryota; Viridiplantae; Streptophyta; Magnoliopsida; Solanales; Convolvulaceae
Product: WAT1-related protein At5g64700-like
Exons: 6
Coding region: 42-836 (264 amino acids)
Cellular component (GO): plasma membrane
Molecular function (GO): transmembrane transporter activity
Source: RefSeq, a predicted model, not a curated record